GGCCGGUUGUUGUUCAUGUGGCUGGUGAUCGAUCGAUCAGCGUUCAAACCCGUCGUUAUUCAUUAUUACACGGGGGAGUUUACAUCCAAUCAGUAGAUUUUAUAGCCAUAGGAUCUUACGUAGUAUGAUUCUAUCAGAUAUUAUCUGACGGAACGAUUGAAGCACGAAAAACAGCGGACGACGAUGGACAAGAUGGUGCUCUUUAUUAGAGAACUUUAUAUGCCAACCUUCUUCACAGCAUUAGCUUGCUUUUUUUUCUUUUUAUGGGUAGCUUUAUUCGUUCUUCACCUCAUAGCAAUAACUGGAGGGAAAUUGUUAUUGUAUAAAUCUACAUCAGCUGUAAACGAAAAAGAGCUUCCAGAAGUGUCUAUUUUAAAGCCCUUAGCAGGAGAAGAUUCACACCUAAUCAAGAAUUUAAAAACAUUCUUCGAACUCAAUUAUCCCAAGUACGAGAUUUUAUUCUGUGUUCAAGAUGAGCAUGAUACAGCCGUGCCAGUUGUACAACAACUUAUGAAAUCGUAUCCUCUUGUAGAUGCUAAACUUUACGCAGAAUCCAGGACAGUGGGUGUGAAUCCCAAGAUCAAUAAUAUGAACCAAGGAUACAAGGCAGCAAAAUACAAACUGCUCUGGAUAUGCGACAGUGCUAUUCAAGUUCACCAGAAGACGUUACUAGAGAUGGUAUCUCAUAUAGGACCUAAAGUUGGUAUGGUGCAUCAGAUUCCAUACAUAACUUGUAGUCCAACUGCAUCCUUUGCUGCUUGUGUUGACCAGGUGUAUUUUGGCACGCAGCAUGCAUUUUUAUACUUGUUUGCCAACACAGUUGGACUUGUCUGUGCUAAUGGAAUGUCUACACUCUACGAUAAAACAGUAUUAGAUGAACUAGGUGGAUUAGAAGCAUUUUCCUGUUAUAUUGCAGAAGACUAUUUCAUGUCUAAGGCUAUACAUGCAAAAGGUUAUAAGAUUGCCUUCAGCUCAGAGCCAGCAAUGCAGAAUCCUAGAAAACAAUCACUAGAAAUCUUCCAAAAAAGAAUGUUGAGAUGGACACGACUUCGUUUGGCCAUGGAACCAUUCCCUUCCUACCUGGAACCAUUUACCGAGAGCAUUGUUAUCGGCAUUCUAGCCACAUGGUCUGUUUGGCAUCUAUGGGGCAUGAAUAUCAUCCUGUUCUUUAUUGAACACCUUAUUUUGACAUUCUUCUUUGAUUAUCUACUGCUAAGAAUUGUUCAUGGUGCUCAUUUACGAGGUCCAUUGCCUCCAUUAUGGAAGGUAUUUCUAGCAUGGUUGUUCCGGGAAUUCUUUUGUUUAGUCUUCUUCUUCCAAGCUGCGUUUGGGCGACAGAUAGAAUGGCGAACAACACAGUUUAGACUACUGAAUGGUGGCAAGGCAGAGCUGGUGAAUAAAUGCAAGGACAUUAACAGUCAUUGCUGUUAACUAAUUAAUUAAUUAUUAUUACUAAUAAUUAUUGAUUAUGAUACAUUCUAUUUAUGUAAUUUAAGGUGACCACAUUCAUAGGGUGUGUAGAAAUUGACAUUUCUAAAAUUCAAAAGUAAUGUAUUUAUUUGCAGUAUUCUCACCGUAUUACUGCCUUCAUGUCACCCUCUGUGUUAAAAGACUCAACGGAGGGGAUUAAAAUAAUUUCCCAGGGGUGGGGAGGGUCUGAGGAGGGUAUAUUGUGUAGUACCAGAAAAUAUCCAUACCUCCCCAUGGAGGGGGAUUGGCAUUUCCAAGGGGUGGGGAGGGUCUGAGGAGGGUAUAUUGUGUAGUAGCAGAAAAUACUCAUACCUCCCCAUUGAGGGGUAAGAUGGGUAAUUUGACCAACCUCCAUUUGUGGGCAACUCAUGAAAGAGUAUCUACUGGGAUUAUCGGUAUCACGUAUACCCACUGCUUCCCAGUGUCCUUCACUGGGGUGUUCUCAAUCACUUAACUAAACUGUGGGUUUUUACACUGGGCACGGGGUUUCUAACGACAAAAGUUUUGUUUGAUUUUCCAAUACUUACUAAUCUAGAAAAAUAUUACAAGAAAUUUAUUUUUUUAAAUAGUUAAUAUUUCUUUUAUAAUUAUUAUUUAAUGGAAAUGUUUUGAUACAACAUUGGUACACUGGGGCAAUAAAUUAAGUGGUGUUUUUUUAUCUCUCUUAAUUUUGACAGUUUUAUAUCUUUAUUAAUUUCACACAGCAGCUUAUAAGCCUAAUAGUUGCUUGUAUACAUAGACACAAAUACAUCAAAAUAUGGCAGAAUUACAGCCAUCAACAAACCUCUUUACCUUGGGCGUAGUGUUUUGCCCAUUUCAUACAGUGUGUCAUUCUCUUGAGAAUAAGAUCCCUUAUUGGACUUGUAUACAUAUUCUUUGCCUUCUUCUAUGCAGCCCUUAAUCAAAGAAAUGAUACUCAAGGGAAUGACACAUGGUCUGAAAGAAAUAAACAUGACACCCAAGGUAAUCAUAGCUUAUUACGAUUUUAUGCCACCAAUAAGAAGUUUAUAUUGACAGCUAGUGGGGACAAAAUAUAUUCUGUGUUGUACUAAAUGAUUAAAUAGGACAUUUGCAUGAUGCCGUCAUUUACAAAAACUAUCAGACUCCCUUGCACACUCUCUUUCGUUCAGGUAAUUAGUACAAAUAGACAUUUUUAGCUUCGUCGUUUGUUGUGCACAUUGGGAGUUGACUCUUGCAUGUGUAAAUAUUUAAACAUGUUCCUAAUAAAAGAACAAUUCUCAAGAGAAUGUCAUGUGGUCUGAAAUGGGCAAUUUGCAUACAAAGGUCAUACUAUUCUCAUGAGGAAAUACAAAUUCAAAUAAGAAAGAAAAUUUGUGAAGGAUUUUGGUUGUGAUAGUAAAAUGAUGUCAUCAUGCAAAUGACCUAUGACUGCAAUGUAUCACUGGGCAGAGCAGAUUUAGUAUGGCAGUCAAAUACUCCUGGUUAUUAUGGCUAAGCAUUCUUAUUGAAUGAACAGCAACCUCAUGCACUGUCAUUGGUUGUUUUUAAUCCUGUACGGUGAGUGUGACGUUUUCACAGCCAUACAAAAUUUACUAUAUUUCCCCAGCAUAAUGUAUGGUGUUUAAACCAGGGUAGAAAAAAGAAAGGGAAUUGAAUAUCCAUGCGAAAUUGUACUAUUUAAUGACAGUAUUUCAUUAAAAGAAAUGAAGUGUUGGUAUAUGAA
Molecule: messenger RNA, 3154 nt
Organism: Actinia tenebrosa (Australian red waratah sea anemone)
Lineage: Eukaryota; Metazoa; Cnidaria; Anthozoa; Actiniaria; Actiniidae
Product: ceramide glucosyltransferase
Biological process (GO): glucosylceramide biosynthetic process
Cellular component (GO): membrane
Molecular function (GO): ceramide glucosyltransferase activity
Source: RefSeq, a predicted model, not a curated record